UAAUUUCUGCACAGCGCAAUGUUGUGAAUGAGGGACAGGGUGACGUCAGCGCUCGAAUGUCAACAAUGUAGAGCUGGGCGAAAGCAUUUCAUACGAGGGAUACAAACAGCAGAGGAGGAAGCUGCACGCUGUUUUUCAAAGAGACAAAAACGAUAACAUAUAUUAGGCCUAACCACGCGUUAUGCGUUAUAAUACGAAAUAUUGAUGACUAUUGCUAAACACGCACUUUCAACAGUUUGGAGUGGGUGCUGCUGAAGUCACCAUGUGGAAUCAAUCUAAUUUGUAAAAGACCGACGGAGCGCUGACGUGCAAGAAAACAGGAAAGUUAAGGGUGUGAGCGGAAUGUCUCUGGAUGAGGGGGCCCACGCCGGGUCCAGGGAGACGCCCAUGUACGUGUAUGAGUCGACGGUGCACUGUGCCAACGUGCUGCUGAGUCUGGAGGACCAGCGGCGGCUGAACAUCCUGUGUGAUGUGACGGUGGUGGUGGAGGGGACAGAGAUCAGGGCCCACAGGGCCGUCCUGGCAGCCAGCAGCAGAUACUUCCUACAGGUGCUGCUGGGACACACACAACCCGAGCAGGAGCCAAUCAUCAGCCUGUCUGACAAGAUCACAGCCAGGGGGUUUGCCCCGCUGCUACAGUUUGCCUACACAGCCAAACUGGUUCUGAGCAAAGAGAACAUCCAUGAGGUGAUCCGCUGUGCUGACUUCCUGGGCGUUCACAACCUAGAAGACUCCUGCUUCCGCUUUCUACAGGCCCAGCUGCAUAGCGACACGACUGAUCACAACAAUGGCCUUUGUCGCAAGGAGCCGCCGCUGUCGGCGCACACAGAUGACCUCAUCACGGAGGAGGAUGGUGACGGUGGUGGUUCCACGUCGUCCGAGACCCCCAGAGUGACGUCAUCCUCUGCGACGAGGUGGCGACCCAAUCACUCGACCCUCAUGCCCCUCACCAGCAGCCUGACCUCUGACCUCCCACAAUGCCCCAAAUACAGGAAGUACCAGCAGGCCUGCGGCAAGCACAACGGAGAGAACGAGGACGAUGACAGCAUCACCUCGGCCGCUUCGUCACUAUGCCAUGCCUCAGCCUCCCCAGGCCGCUCAGAGACCAGCAGCACCCACCAAGGGGCGCAACCCCUUUCCCCCUCCAGAAUCAAAGAGGAGCCCCGCUCCGGGGGCGAGGGAGAGGAGAGCCCCCCAGGACUGUCAGAGGAUAGCCAGAAUGUCCUGGAGAUGGAGUUGGAAGGGAGGCCGGAGCCCUCAGCGCAUCCCCCCAGCAGAGGUUCUCCAUCUUGCCUGCACCUCCAGAGGGGCCUCCUGGAUCUCAACAACCCAGCCAGCACCCUACCUUCCACUCCUCUCACCCAGCAGCUACUGACCAACAGACUCUCACUAGCCCAUAACAGGGACAGAGACAGGGAGUCAUCUCAGGGGGAGGGUGGAAGGGACCUCAGGGCGGUGUCUGCAGAGACAGUGGGAUCUUCUGUUGGAGACAUAGAGGGGGUAGUAGAGGACAUGGCAAUGAAGCCCCUUGUCUCAGACAGAGUCAGCAAACGGGAAGUAGAGUUGGAUCGCCGCAGCAGCGUCAUUUUCUCCUCCGGGGCAUGUGACCAUCUGGGAACACCGUCUCAAUCCUACUCUGACCGGAAGUCUCUGGAAAAAGAUCUGUUGGAGAUCACCUCGAAAUCCCUGUGGACAGGUGUUAGUCAGUCUCUCCCCUUCCACCAGACAUACUCUCCCCUACCCUCCUCCACCACCUCCUCCACGGCCCUCCAGGACCCCCUGCCGACUAUGGCCUGCCGACCGCGGCCCACCACCAGCUGCCCUCUGCCCAUAAAGAUCUCCUCCUGCUCCCCUGCCUGCGAGCCACGCACACGCACCUCCAGCUCCUGCUCAUCUUUCUCCUACCUGGAGGACGGUGGCAGUGGGGACUCGCCCUCCAGCCUGCCCCAGUUUGAGUUCUCCUCUUCCCCAUGCUCUGUAUCGGGCUCAGGCUUGGCUCGCUGCCUGGUGGGGGAGCAGAGGAAGCACAGUGGGAUGGUGGUAGGGGAAGCCAUCUUCUCUCAGGGCCGCACCAAGAUCAAGUGUGAACGGUCGUAUGGGGCCAACUCCAGUGAUGAAUCCGGGUCCUUCUCAGAGGGAGACAGUGAGUCUGGCCCUGCCAGAGAGCCAGGUCCCGAAGUCAAACUUCCCUUCCCGGUGGAUCAGAUCACCAAUCUUCCACGUAAUGACUUCCAGAUCAUGAUAAAAAUGCACAAACUGACCUCAGAGCAGCUGGAGUUCAUCCACGACAUCCGGCGGCGCAGUAAGAACCGCAUCGCCGCCCAGCGCUGCCGCAAGAGAAAGCUGGACUGCAUCCAGAACCUGGAGGUGGAGAUACACAGACUGGUGCAUGACAAGGACAAGCUGCUGAGUGAGAGAAACCAGCUGAAGGUGUGUAUGGGUGAGCUAUGGCAGAACCUCUCCUACCUGUCCCAGGCUGUGUCCCAGGAGGUGUGCAAGGAGGUACAGGGGAACCACGAGAAGACCCACGCUCUGCUCCCUACACACAGGUCCAGAGAUCCUACUGCCACCACCAACAGCAUCUCCAUCACGGCCAGCAUCGACCUCACCUCCAACCCAGGCUCCCCCACCUCAGAGGGCAGCCAUGUCAAGUCCCCCUGCCCCUCUGAAAGCCCCAUGGAGAGAGCCGUUGGCGCUGGGCAGGGGCGGCAGAGCAGUGGCGAGAUAGAUGUGUCUGACCUAGGGCAGGAGGACCCUGAGUCUUCCCUGGAGCCUGGAGCGUCUACGGGUGUGUGUAGCCCCACUGUUUCGGUGGAUUUCUCUCAGGAGAUGACUGAGAAAUGUACAACAGGAGAACAGCCCAGACAGGGCUGUAUCUAGCUAGCAACGGAAAAUGAAUAGCUAGUAACAGGGUGUGUUUUUGUUAUUAUGACACACAUCUCUACCUUGAUAUGUAAAAGGUUUGAAGUACAUUUCUUCUCUGUGUUUUUUAAAGGAUGACACUACAGUUGUCUUAUCAGCAAUACUUUUAAACAGGUAUUUUGGAGUUAUCAAACUCCAUACAACAUUGCUCUGGCAGCUCUCUUUCUCUCUCUAUUUCUGUCUCUCCCUCCCUCCAUCUCUCCCAUCAUGGGAGUAUAAACUCAGGAAUUCCUCUGAAUGUUUAAUAAUGUUCAAUAAUGUCUCUGUAAAAAGCUAUUCAUUUCAAAUUGUACAUCUGAAGAGUUCUUCUAUACAGCUGAGAGUAGAAUGAACUCUCAUAUGCAAAGUUUCCUUCAGUUCUAAUUUCUCACUUUCUUUUUCCUGCAUUGUUUAUGUACAUUCCUCUUUUGCCUUUAACACACAGUAGCAUCUAUGGUGAAAUAAAGAAAGGAAUCAACAUACUGUAGCUAAAGUGGGAAAUAGAAGAAAAACAAAAUCGUAUUGCACCGUUCAGCACCUCCAAGAGGUAAUCUAAUUUACACGAACAAUGCAUUUACACUAGCAAAUGCUUUGACAUUGGCACUUAGAAAUGAAAAAUUCCCAAGUCAAGUACUUACUUAAAUUAUAUUCAACAAAUAUAAAUGUGUCAAAGACUAACAUUCUUAUCUAAACCAUAUUGCUAUUUUAGGGGUAGAAAUGUACUGUCCUACAUGUGGUGAAAAUGUAAUAUUUUGUUCUGAGGUUAUUUCCCAUUACAUUUAGUGUAAAUCAGAUGUAUUAAAGAAUUGGGGUGGAAGUGGAAGUCACCACAUAUUCCUGGUUUGAUAAUCCUUAAAUAUAAGAGUGCAAUUUAUCCUCUAAACUUGUCCAGUAUUCCUAAUGGUGUAUUAUCAAGUGAAAUGUUGAAUACUAAUUCAAAGAGAUGCUUAGAUAGUUGUUGGUCCAUGAUAAUGCCAAAUUAUUCCAUUGUGGAAGAUCGUUCUGUAGCAUGUGUCAUGGUUAGAUUAGUGGUUUCUUUGUUUUCUCUAGGAACUUUCCAAUGUCACAUUCUGGGAAUUUCAAUUGAUAUCUUUUAGUUUUUCUCAAAGUAUAAAGUACCAAUGACAGAGCUCCACAGAAUGUACUGUUACUCUGAGUACACUGAAUAUACCGAUCACCCCAUUUUGAUAUUUUUGAAUUUGAUAACUAAAUAUAAACAUGUUCAGUUAUUUAUUUUGACAAUGUUUCUGUGGGGAUGAUUUGUUGGCACAAAAUGUAGGCCUGUAAAUUUCCUAACAUUGAUUCUUGUGAUUUUUAAUGGUUGUUGUUUUUACUGACAAUUUGGAUGAAAGACAAGUCUUUUGUGUUUUAUGAUUCACAAUGUCCUUAUUUAGUACAAAUUAAGCAAACGUUUAAAGAGGUAAGUGUUUACAAAAGUCUGUGUAACAUGUUUGUGUUUUUUAAGGAUUUUUCCAUGACAAGAGACUUUGCAUCAUUGGAUUGAUAAGUUUGGGUUUUUAACUGUUUUUAAAAUGGAACACUAGGGUUCACACAAGAUUUUAAACAUAUGUUUGACAAAUGCAGCUCCAAGUCUUGCCUUAGAGGUUUCAAAGGCCAAACUCACAUGAAAGGGAAGGUGUCAAUUUAAAACCAUACUGUGGAAAAAUAACGUUCUGUCCAUACCAUGAAAGAAAUGACUGAUUUCAGUACAACCACAAUGUUUACUUGAUGGGGAAAAAACGUAAUCGCAAAAUCUCUUAAUGUGCAUUAACAAUGUUAUUUUACCACGGUGCAGGUUUGAUUGAAUCCCAGCCUGAGUGUAUGCAGAGGUUAUGCCUCAUGAACAUUAUGGACUCUUACACUUAUCUACCUGCAAUCCUGCAUACCUCUCAUUUUGGGUCAAGGACUGUACAGUUGGAAUACGUUGUGUGUGGUUUUGUUUCUAUGGUUAUUAUUGUAUUUGUAGAUUUUUGGUGAGAUAUUUUUUACGUGUAAUUUGAGUAAACUGCAAAACGACAGAUAUCAGCUGUUUCACUUUUCCCUUUUUAGCUUAUAAUGUUCAAAUUGCCUGAGUUCGUCAUAUUGUAAAUAUUAUGUAACUGUUGUUUUUGUUAAUUUGACAUGCAAAUGUUUUGGAAGAAAACUUUUUGUCAAGACGCAAUUUCUGUUUAUGGAUUAAAACAAAUAGCAUGCGCCAA
Messenger RNA from Oncorhynchus tshawytscha (Chinook salmon), 5099 nucleotides. Its product is annotated as transcription regulator protein BACH2. Lineage: Eukaryota; Metazoa; Chordata; Actinopteri; Salmoniformes; Salmonidae. The coding region runs from base 343 to 2880 and encodes 845 amino acids. Gene Ontology annotation, biological process: regulation of transcription by RNA polymerase II. The transcript has 5 exons. Gene Ontology annotation, molecular function: RNA polymerase II cis-regulatory region sequence-specific DNA binding; DNA-binding transcription factor activity, RNA polymerase II-specific; protein binding. The record is from RefSeq and is a predicted model, not a curated record.